ACCUGCCGGUUUUAUUAAAAUUAGGAAUUUAUUUGAAUUAUUUUUCUCACCCGAAGUCUAAGGAUGAUGGAGCAAGGAGCUUUGGUGGGUUCUUCUUCUUCAAGCUGCUAUGUUCCUUUCCAAUUUCGACAAUCAAAGACGUUUUUUUCGUCAUUCAAGCCAAAAAAUAAGCUAAACCCUAGUCAAUUCCGGUUUAACUGUCCAUGGUUUAAGUCGGUUAGUUCUGUAACGGCGGCGAAAUGCAAUAUGUUUGACUACGCGGUGAGUGCAGGCGGCGAUGUGGAGGCUGAGCAUCCGGUAGACGACAAACAGUUUGUGCGUUGGUUUCGUGAAGCCUGGCCUUAUCUGUGGGCUCACCGUGGCUGCACAUUCGUCGUUAUUAUCUCCGGCGAGAUCAUCGCCGGUUCUUCUUGUGAUCCCAUUUUGAAGGACAUAGCGUUUCUUCAUCAUCUAGGAAUAAGGUUUGUUUUAGUUCCUGGAACUCAAGAGCAAAUCGACGAGCUUCUGUCUGAGAGAGGACGCGAGGCUACGUAUGUGGGACGUUACAGAGUAACGGAUGCAGCAUCUUUGCAGGCUGCCAAAGAAGCUGCAGGAGCAAUAUCAGUGAUGCUUGAGGCCAAACUAUCUCCUGGACCUUCCAUUUGCAAUAUCCGUAGACACGGUGAUCGUAGUCGUUUACAUGAUAUAGGUGUUAGGGUUGAUACCGGUAACUUCUUUGCAGCAAAUAGAAGAGGUGUUGUUGAUGGUGUUGAUUUUGGAGCGACAGGUGAAGUGAAGAAGAUAGAUGUAGAACGGAUUUGUGAGAGGCUUGACGGUGGUUCUGUAGUUUUGUUGAGGAACUUGGGCCACUCUAGCUCCGGAGAAGUCUUAAAUUGCAAUACCUAUGAGGUAGCUACAGCUUGUGCUUUAGCUAUAGGAGCAGAUAAGCUUAUUUGCAUAAUGGACGGUCCAAUUCUUGAUGAGAGUGGACAUCUUAUUCGUUUCUUGACCCUUCAAGAAGCAGAUAUGUUAGUGAGAAAACGUGCUCAACAAAGUGACAUAGCUGCAAAUUACGUGAAGGCUGUUGGAGAUGGAAGUAUUGCUUAUACCGAACCUCCUAACAACACCAAUAGUAAGAUUCCUUCUCAUCAAAACGGGAGAACAACAUAUUGGGGAAACGGAAACGGACCCCAUACUCCUAUCUUUCAGAACGGUGUUGGAUUUGACAACGGAAACGGAUUGUGGUCUGGUGAGCAAGGUUUUGCUAUUGGUGGUGAGGAAAGAUUAAGCCGCUUAAACGGUUAUCUUUCUGAAUUGGCUGCUGCGGCGUUCGUCUGCAGAGGUGGAGUCAAAAGAGUUCACUUGUUGGAUGGUACGAUAAGUGGAGUCCUAUUGUUGGAGCUUUUCAAAAGAGAUGGAAUGGGAACUAUGGUUGCUAGUGAUGUUUACGAAGGAACCCGAGAUGCCAGAGUGGAAGAUCUUGAAGGAAUUAGACAUAUAAUCAAACCCUUGGAGGAAUCGGGGAUUUUAGUUCGCAGAACUGAUGAGGAGUUACUGCGAGCCUUGGAUUCAUUUGUGGUGGUGGAAAGGGAAGGUCAGAUCAUCGCUUGUGCAGCUUUGUUUCCGUUCUUUCAAGACAAAUGCGGAGAAGUUGCAGCAAUCGCGGUUGCAUCAGAUUGUCGCGGUCAAGGCCAAGGAGAUAAAUUGCUCGAUUACAUAGAGAAGAAAGCUUCAUCUCUCGGGUUAGAAAAGCUGUUCCUACUCACAACCCGAACAGCGGAUUGGUUCGUGAGACGCGGGUUCCAAGAAUGCUCAAUCGAGAUCAUACCAGAGAGUAGAAGACAAAGAAUCAAUCUAUCUAGAAAAUCAAAGUAUUACACGAAGAAACUUCUACCUGAUAGAAGUGGCAUUUCAGUUCUCAGGAUAUAAGCAAGAAGAUGACACAUCAAGCAAAACACAGAACCAUAUUGUAAAAUCAAUAUUCAUCAUUCUC
Molecule: messenger RNA, 1972 nt
Organism: Arabidopsis arenosa
Lineage: Eukaryota; Viridiplantae; Streptophyta; Magnoliopsida; Brassicales; Brassicaceae
Source: the annotation of a GenBank genome assembly